GUCAUGCCCGCAGCUCACACUCGGAGACGGAGGUAGGCUGAGCAAACACACACUCACUGUAGUUUCUGUGUCUAAACUUAGAAUCUGUUUCAUUAUUAGACACAAACGCGAAGCUUAAUUUAAGGUUUUAUUUUUGUAGUCAGAAGUGUCAGAAGUCGCUGUUCGUCCACAGAACACUGCGUUUUCCAGCUUUUUAUAGUGAAUUGUAGGAUGCGUGUCUUCUCCACUGCUGUUUGACACAUUUCCCUCCGUGGGCUGGCUCCGCUCAUCACCACCGCCGGGAAGUCGGGCUCAUUAAAACUUUUCUGGCUGUACUGUUGUUGUUGUUGUUGAUGCCACGGGAAUGGGACCGCGCCAACGGGAGAGCAUGUCCGCGCUGUGCGGGAAAAGUCUGCUCUGGACCGCGCUGCUUCUCUGGCUCAGCGCGCUGGUGGACGGAACCUGGAAGACGGGACUUUACAAGAGCUACUCAGGCGGGACUCACAGCGCAGCCUCUCACUCCUCAGUCUAUCAGAAAAGGAACUGGUGUCCUCAUACGGUCACAAAGACGGUGACGUGCCAGGUGCAGAACGGGACAGUUCUCCAGAGAGUCUACCAGACAUGCCGCUGGCCACAGGGAUGUACGGGAGGGAGCUAUAAGACAGUUGUUAGGCCCUCCUACAAAGUGGUGUACCGCACAGUGACCUCGCUGGAAUGGAAAUGCUGUCCAGGUUUCAGUGGUGCUGCCUGUGAAGAAGACCCAGGGAACCAGCUUGUAGCUCAGGAAGCUGUAAGGAAACCAUCUACACUACGACGGCCGCACGCACGCACGGGAGAAGCAACGUCUAACUGUCUCAACUGCAGCCGCGUCACAGCUCUGAGUGACAGACUCAAUUCACUGGAGGCAAAGGUCCAAUUACUCACCGCCCCUGCCUCCACAUCGCAUCGCCACACUCAGGUUAAAGGAGGAACUGCACCAGAGGCCUCAUUACUGAUCGGGGCUGUUACAGCGCAGGGAGCUCCCGGUGAGCAGGGACCUGCAGGUCCUCAGGGUGAAAAGGGGAGAGAUGGGCUUCCUGGCAGAGAUGGGAAGCCAGGGUCUCGGGGGCUGCCAGGUCCCAGUGGGCCUCGGGGGGAGGGCGGGACGAGGGGCCCAUCUGGAGGCCCUGGACUGAAGGGAUCGUCCGGACCAGCAGGUCCUCGCGGUCCACCGGGAUUCCCCGGAGAGAGAGGUCUACCGGGCCCACCUGGGCCUCCAGGGCCUCCAGCACCAGCCAGUGCCCGCGUCCCUGAACCAGAUCAAACUCGCGGAAAAGAUCCUUUCUUCACCAACACUUUCCAUGACUCACAACGGCUGCCUGUUCCAGGACCUCAGGGACCCCCCGGGCCUGUUGGUCCUCCAGGUCCAAAAGGCCCAGUAGGACCAACUGGCCCUGCAGGACAGAAUGGAAAACCUGGAGUUUCUGGAACACACGGCCCUGUGGGGCCAAAAGGAGAGCGUGGAGAGAGAGGUCCUCUAGGUUACCCAGGAGAGAGAGGCUUCAGAGGCGAGCCGGGAACACCAGGUCCUAAGGGAGAGGCAGGAGAGAAGGGCUUGCCGAGCAAUCUAAAUGGGGACGGAAUACAUCAGAUCAGAGAGGCGCUGAAGAUUUUAGCCGAGAGAGUUUUAAUCCUCGAGACUAUGAUCGGUAUUCAUGAGCCUGAUCUAGGGUCUGGGGAUGGACCGUUUGGCACAGCCUCCCCUAGUUUCUACAGAGAUAAACGAGCAGGUGCGCUCCCAUACCGACUUGCUUCUCCUCUGUCCUCCGACACCAAGGUUCGAGGGAAGUAGGCCCCCCCCCCCCCCCACACUCACCCUGAGGAUCACAGGCUGGGUUGACUCCCCCUUCUAUAGGUCUCAUCGACACUCAACAGAUUUAGACCUUAUCUGAUACCUUCUUUGGGCUUUACCAUCACAUUUAAGAUGGGGGGGGCACCUCAGGGAAACUUCACUGAUACUUCACUAUGCUCCUCCUCCAUCGGGAACCUGAGAACUAGUUUGACCCCCACCUGUUGCCACAACGCCUAUCAAUACAUAAUCCACCCAGCCGCACCUUCUGGGUCUCAUUUUCUUUGGCUUUCGGAGCCAAAACCUCAGAUCGUGUUUGUGUGAAAUAAAAGAGGAAAUCUGAAUCUCCCGCUUGUUCUCGAGCCGUUCUGAAAAGCGAGGGUCGCGGAGGUUCAGAGAAAUCACACGUGAGAAAACAGACUGGCUUUGUUUGUCUUUCACUGUGUGUGACUGUAAUCUGACGAGAUUCCAUUAUUUAAGUACUAUAUUGAGCAUGUACAGUUUGCAGGACACAAUUACAAACCUCUUCUAGUAUUAUAUUAUCAUUUUGUUAUUCUUCUAUCCUAUUGUUAAAACGCCAUGUUAUGUAGUGCACUAAAAUAUGAAGUCAUCUCUACUUUGGAGUUUUGUUUGCUAAACAGUGAUUUGUUGUUUUCUGGUGUGUGUGUGUUUUGCUCCUUUAGUACACACAGAUUAAGUGACUUUAUAUAAUAGUACUAUAUAUACAUAUAUAUAUAUAUAAUGCGUGCAGAAAAACUCAACUAUCUGCAUUUAAUUUUGGUGCUGCGUAUCAAUGGACACAACCAUUAAUAAUAAUAAAGAAAAGGUGAAUAAAUGAAACUUGACAGUCCAUUUCUAUAGAUUUUUCGACACACACACAAGGAAAUAACAAAUCUCUUCAUGGAACUUGAACAUGUUUUACCGUCACUCUGUUGGUUAAAUCAGACUGCUUUUACUGUCCUGAAGACUUAACAAUUGUUUUGUUUUUUCCUUCUUAUAUCAAACUUAUUGUGAAACUAUUUAAAAAAAAAAAAAAUUCAAAUCAAUUGUAGUUUAUUUUGUAUGAUGUGUAACCAUUUCAUAUUUUGUUUGUGUUACUGUGUUAAGAUAAUCCUGCCUA
Molecule: messenger RNA, 2927 nt
Organism: Solea solea (common sole)
Lineage: Eukaryota; Metazoa; Chordata; Actinopteri; Pleuronectiformes; Soleidae
Gene: emid1
Product: EMI domain containing 1
Exons: 17
Coding region: 344-1810 (488 amino acids)
Molecular function (GO): protein binding
Source: RefSeq, a predicted model, not a curated record